CAUCUCAUAAAACUAAUAUUUUGACUCUUCUUGUUCAUGAACAAUCUUCUCUCUCGCCAGAUAUAAGGGUUUUUGGAUCAGAAAGAAUCGUGUUCGUUCCGAGAUCUACUAUUAGCUUUCUGGGAAAUUUGGAUUCUUCACAGCUUCACUCUGAAAUCUCUCUUUUUCAGAAGUUUUAGUAGUUCGAACUCAAAUUUCCAUGGCAAAUGCCUGGAAAAGAGACAAAUCACCGAAGAUUCUAUCGCCGAUUUCCCUGUUCUUGCUGUUUUCUUUCUCAAUCCUCAUCAUUUUCUUCUUCCUCUUCGGUAACUCUAGCCCUUCAGAGCACUCCAACCCUAGUUUCACAAUCAAACCACAUUUUCCAUUCCGAACAAUCUCCCCCUUCGAUUGCUUCAAAUGUCCUCAAUCGUACCCGGUGAUCGCCAACGUCGUGGAAGGAGUUCGAUACCCGUUUCUAUUUUCGAUCGCAGAUUUGGGGAAUUUACCCGAUAAGCCCCACAAGAACAUCGUCAGAAUGCUGAAGGGAAAGCCCUUCCGGAAGCCAGACAUUUCAGUGACGAUUCAGGAGGUUUUGGAGAAGAUGAAGGGCGAGUCCAGAGCUGGGUUUGUAGUUGAUGUGGGUGCCAAUGUGGGAAUGGCGAGCUUCGCCGCUGCCGCGAUGGGAUUUCGUGUCUUGGCAUUCGAGCCGGUUUUUGAAAAUCUGCAGAGAAUCUGUGAUGGAAUCUACCUGAAUAGGGUUGGUGAAUUGGUGAAUGUGUUUGAGGCUGCUGCAUCUGAUAGGCUGGGGAACAUCACUGUCCAUAAGUUGGUUGGUCGGCUUGACAACAGUGCUGUUUCAGCAACUGGUGCAAAGUUAGCGUUCAAAUCUAAUGAAGAAAUAGCAGUUCAAGUGAAGUCAAUUCCGCUAGAUGAAGUAAUCCCAGAUUCGGAACGGGUGCUUUUGAUAAAAAUCGACGUUCAGGGAUGGGAAUAUCAUGUGCUGAAAGGAGCAAAGAAACUUCUAUCUAGGAAGGGCACUGAAGCUCCAUAUCUGAUCUAUGAGGAAGACGAAAGGCUGCUAAAAGCCAGUAAUAGUAGCAAAAGAGAGAUCAGAGAAUUCCUUCAUACUGUAGGUUACCAUCACUGCACUCAGCAUGGUACAGAUGCACACUGCACAAAAACUGGUUGAAAUUCUUUUCCAAAGCUUCCCCAGAGGACGAUGGACCUGCAAAUAAUUUCUCAAAGAAAAUUCGAGUCGCCUUUGCCUUCUCGUGGUAUGAUCAAACAUGGUUUCUCGUGUUUGUGAUAUGGUUUGGGGACUGCCUUGGAAAAGAGCCAUUCGCCUUAGUUGUUCAGGUAAAUCAUGUAGCAAACAUUUCGUAGAAUGUCGAGGGAGUUAUAUGCAGAAGAAGCUGCCUUUGGAACUUGCAUUUUGAAGCGUGGUCAGAUUGUAUGAAUCGAACCCGUCAAUCUUCCCAUCGAUUUUUCAUUUGCCAAUCAUGUGGGAUAUCUUUGAUUCCUGAGGUUUUGAUUGUACCAUUCUUUAGUUUGUUGCUGCUUGAUCUUGCAGAUGAUAACGUUUAUUUUCACACUAGAUUCAAAACUUAUCUUCACUAUUUGUAUUUGAUAGUCAGAAACCAUGUGAAAUGGAAACCUUUGGGCUGUAUUUUGUUGUGCAGAACAAUUCCAUUUUGUUGGUUCUAAUUUCUUAAUUCAAUAUCGUCAAUUACUUUGGCAAGAA
Momordica charantia (bitter melon) is the source of this 1720-nucleotide messenger RNA. RefSeq names its product FkbM family methyltransferase. The record is from RefSeq and is a predicted model, not a curated record. Lineage: Eukaryota; Viridiplantae; Streptophyta; Magnoliopsida; Cucurbitales; Cucurbitaceae.